AAAAAUUGCAAAAUUAUAAAUAUUUCAUUCGAGUUGUUCUCAGUCCCCGCGCGCUACGUUUUACGUUUAGCAUGUCGUGUCUAAAACACGUUUGUGAAGAAAAUUAAGAAAUAAAUCUCUUAUUUUGUAUAAACGAUGUCAAGAUUCUUUACUGCUCGUUCAUCAGGGAGUGAAGAUGAAUCUAGCGACGACGCCCAAGUUAUAGUACAGAAACCAGCAGCUACAGUUGCUUCCAGGUAAAAACAAAAAUGUCCAUAAUCCAUAUUGUCAUUGAUAUCAAUGACAUCAUCAUUGAUAUGUAGACCUGGUGUGUACCGUAGGUAGACAGUUUAGAUUAUAAAGACUACUGUAAGGUGUUUUCAUGUAGUUUUUAUAAUCACAAUUGUUGAAAAAUACAUCGCUUCUGUUUUAUGUGAUGAUGACACAGAAUAAACACUUACAGAAGUCUGACUUGGUGCUAGCGAAUCAUAACUGCCAUCUCGUCAUGAUUCGCAGUCGCGAAGGACUUGCCAUGUUCAUGUCUAGUGUGCUAAGGAAAGGCCGUCAGCCCCUGAGCAUAUUCAAAAUGGCCGGCUUGGCUUAGGUGUUCAGGGGUGAGUGCCUCUCAUAAAUGCACUGGCUAUUAAGGACAUGACAAGUGCUUUGCAAUUAUGAAUCAUGGCGUGGUGGCAGUUAAGGGUUUUUGGCUGAGUGGGACCUCUGUAUUGUAUAUACUUUGUGAUCUAUAGGGUCCACAACAGGGUCAUUGCAUUUAAUAUAUGCGAGAAGGUGUACCUGCUAAAAGAUGUGACCCCUAACCAUAUAUCAAACUAAUGUUUUCAUAUUUUUGCCACCAGAGCUCAUUUUCUGUUCAGUGAUGAGGAGGAUGAAGAUACUAAACGAGUCGUUAGAAGUCAGAAAGAUAAACGGUAAUGCCAAAUAAAUUGUGGCGUAUAGGAAUCAUCCAUAAACCCUUAUCUUCACUACGACACAAUUAGCACAAGCAAGUGGAAAGCUUUGAUGUUUUUAUUUGUGUGUUGUUCUGUUGGGGGGGGGUGCCAAAAAUUAAGGGGGGCGGGGGGCGAGUGAUGUGUAGUGCCGCUGAGCAAGCUGCAGCAGGGGGGGUGUGCAAAUUUCUCUAGGUGUGGUGGAAAACUUUUUGGAGGGGGUGCAAAUAUUUUUCAGAAGCUCCGUCUAUGGUAUGCUUAACAAGUGUAAUAUUGAAUAUUAUUACUUGACUAUAUUGAGAUUAUUUGAACAAUGUUUAUGGUAUAGAUUUGAUGAAAUCUCAAGCAUCACAAAACAACUCAAAAAUCACAAGAAAAUCAAAGAUAUGUCAAAGAUCCUUACAGGUAUAUUGUGGCUAACCUCGAACCUGUGUAUAAUUCAAGACAAAUCAACCAAAAAUCAGCUGCUGUGUUCAUUCAUCAAUGUUCUGUAACACACUCUUCAUGUAACCCUUGUACUGUAUCUAUUUUUUAUUUGCAGAGUUUGAAAACCUCGGGCGAGCAUUCACAAAGGCAAAAAAUGUUGUUGACAAGGAGGGAAUCCCAACCAUGUUUAUCAAAUGCUUGGUUGAGUUAGAAGAUUUUAUUAAAGAGGUCUGCCUUAGUUAAUAUGUGUGAUAAUCACAGCUAGUAUCAGGAGUUUAAGACCAUUGUUGCAUCCGUUCUGGAUCCCAAGUGUAAUGAUGAGUAAAAUCAUCUGGCAUUAGACAGAGUAAAAUAAUAAAUUAGAAUGCAUUGCCACUCAAAAUUUCAGAAUGCAGAAAUGGCAAUACUGAGACACAUCAUUUAUCUACCUUAACCCAUUGACGACCGUCACUCUCCUUCAUGAGUAAAAUCAUCUGGCAUUAAUAUUAUUCAGACUAAAAUAAUAAAAUUAAAUUCACUUAAUGAGUUAAAUUCAGACUUUCUUAAAAAGGGUUAGCUUGUCCAAAUUACCAAAUAACCUUUGGUUCUUACACUGUUACUGUCGUUCCAAUUGAAGUGUUGCUCAAAUAUUGAUUCAAUACAUUACCUCGGGCUGACCAAUUCAUUUGAUCAAGUUCCUCGAGAUGUUCAUACACUUUCUGUGAAAGAGCCAAUUCCAAGUAUUUGAUCAUUUCCAGUCACUUCCUUUCUAUUUAUGAUUGGUUAGUUGCACAAACAACAAAGGUGAUUGGUGCAUUCAAACUAUUCAACAGGAAGUUUACAAUUAUACUAGGAAGUGUAUGAAUAUCUCGAGGAACUUGAUGAAAUGAAUUGGUCAGUUGACAUGAGGUAAUGUAUUGAAUCAAUAUUUGAGCAACACUUCAAUUGGAACGACAGUAAGACCAUUGUUGCAUCCGUUCUGGAUCCAAAGUGUAAUGAUGAGUAAAAUCAUCUGGCAUUAGACAGAGUAAAAUAAUAAAUUAGAAUGCAUUGCCACUCAAAAUGUCAGAAUGCAGAAAUGGCAAUACUGAGACACAUACUUUAUCUACCUUAACCCAUUAUUGAUAAUCAUUAGUCUCUCCUUCAUGAGUAAAAUCAUCUGGCAUUAAUAUUAUUCAGACUAAAAUAAUAAAAUAAAAUUCACUUAGGCCCGGUUUAGACGGCGAACUUCUCAUGCGCCGAACCUAAUUGUCGUAGAUACGGCAAAAUAUCGGAAACUGAUUUAGACGUUGAACUUAAUUGCACCGUACCAAAUUGCGAAGACAUUAAAUUGGAAAUAUUUACAAUGCAAAUAUAUGAUAAUCAUAUUAUGAUGUUAAAAAAUAAUUAUGCAUUAGGUUCGGCGCAUGAAAAGCACAGCAUCUAAAUCAAUGUCGAACCUGUGUCGCAUAUACGACUUGUCUUGUCGCAUCUUCGAGUCAUGUCGAACUUAAUCAAAACCUGUCGAACUUAAUUGAUUUAGACGCCGCUCCAGCGUCGCACUUAAUUCUUGCAUUAGAUUCGGCGCAUGAGAAGUUCGCCGUCUAAACCGGGCCUUAAUGAGUUAAAUUCAGACAUUCUUAAAAAGGGUUAGCUUGUCCAAAUUACCAAAUAACCUCUGUUUCUUACACUGUUAACAGCGGGCUUAAGCAAGCGACAUUUUUGUCAACACAGAUGUCAGAUUACCAAGGGGGGGGGGCUGGAUUAAAACUCACACGACUGCUAUGAUGCAAAAUGCCGCUAAUAUUAGUUCUUGAUAAAACUGUUGCUUGCUUAAACUCACUAAUAACACAACUAGGGUUGGGGGCGAUAUUUUCAAUCACGAUUAUCGUAUCGAAGGUGGAAACUUGAGCAACGAUAUAUCGAAAUUAUCGUCAUGCUCGAUGACUAUUGUGAUAUUGCUUCACAUGUGCAUAUAGCUUUUAUAAAAUCCUAAAAAAUCCUUUCAAUUCCCUAGAACAUAUAGUAUUUAAAAGAAUUAAAACUAUUUCCUGAAUUAAAUACGAAUUUAAUACGAUACAAAAGCCAAUAUAUUUAUGUAUUAAUCUGCUGAACAAUGAAAUUGCAGGCUUUGCUUGCGCUGUGUGCCUACGGCAUUUGUGCCAGUGGAGAUACAGUAGACACUGCAUAGACAGUUCUGGUUUAUGAACAGUAAAUAUUAGACUAGAAAAAGCCUUCAUAUUACUUUAAUUUGUUGUUUCACUUGUUUUAAAUAAGAUUAUAUAUAAGCUUACUAUGCAAUGAUAUUAAUAGAAUUGGGAGGAUGCUGAAGGCAGGAAAAAGCUGAGCAAAUUAAAUGCAAAGGUUUGUUUGGUAUUAAUAAAUAAAUUAUUCUUUUAAUUUAUGCAAUGUUUUAACAGUUGUGACAACGAGUACUGCUGUCAUUCCAGGCUCUCACAGCGUUGAGACAGAAAGUGAAAAAAUACAAUAAAACUUUUGAAAAUGACAUUGAAAAGUAUCGAGAAAAUCCUCAAGAUUCAGAAGGAGAAGAGGAAGAGGAGGAAAAAUCAGGCAAGUUUAUGUACUUUAGCAAUUUGUAUGGAAAUUUAUAUUCUAAAAUUCUACAAAAAACAUAUAUGGUGAUGUAACCUAUCUUACGGUUUUAAAGUUUCAGCCAAGUUCAGUUGAGGCUAGCUAGGUUAAAUUGUCUAAUUUUUACUACUUCACAGAAGAUUCUGAAGAUGAGGCUGAUGGGAUUGCUGUUCCCAGCAAACCUGAACCACAAGCUGUUAAAGUAGACAAAGAUGAGGUAUUGGUCGAAACCACGUACAGUUUGAAGCUUGCUUUAUUUGGCUUGAUAAGCAUGACAUUAUAAGGCAUUGCUAAAACUCUAACAGCAGAACAAUAUAAAUUUACAAUAAGCAUAUAUAAAUGAAGCAGGGGCAGAUCUACAGUAAAGGGGGGGGGGGGUUGAGAAAACGUUCCUCUGGAAAACCUUUGAAGUUUAUGUUACUGUAUCUGUUCCAAGCUCGAUUGAACUAUUUACUUAACUACGACAUUUUCAUUCAGCCAGGUACACCAUCAAAUUGAUCAAAAUGUCAAAUGUAUAAUAAUAAUAAUGAGAAUUGAAGCUAUUUCGUUUCAGAUAUAUUAAUAUACUAAGGGAAAUCAUUGAAAAUAAUUUCUUUUUUUCCCCAGAAUUUGGGCGUCCAUUUUUCGUUCUAGGGGUGUCCCAGGACGCCUGGACGCCCUUCUGGCUUUUUAUUCUGAUGCCAAGGUGCACGCCAUUCCCAUCUCAAUUUCAACAUUUAUAUUAAAACAAGCAAUGAAAUCAAGGAUUUUCUCUAAAUAGUUUUAUCUUCCACAGGAUUCAGACAGUGACGACUAUGAUAGUGACUAUAUUGCCGAGUCAUCCAGCGGCAGUGACAGUGAACUGGAUAUACCCCAAGGAGGAAAGGUUACAGCAUCUAUGUUCUUAAAGAGGUACAGUGUGCUCACACCCAGGGUGUCGGAGCCAGUGUCAAGCCCAGAGUUUGCGGGUCAAAUGUUGUCGAUAUUUAUUGUUCAGAGACAAAAAUGAAGAUGAGGAAAAGAUUAAAGAAAAGAAACUUAACAAAAAGAAGCAAGCAAAACAGAAAAUGAAGGAAGAUGUUGAGGAGGAGGAUGAAGGAGCGGGAUGGGAAGAAGUCAAGUCAAGUCAUUCCACUGUGAGGGAGAAACUAUUUAAACUAACUUUAUUUAUACUGGAUAUAUCAGUUCUAAACUGUUCUUCCUAGAGGUCCAGUAAGGAUCAUCUCUUAUUGAUCCAGUGUUACUACAGGAGGAAACCUAAACUAAACUAACUUUAUUUAUACUGGAUAGCUCUAUCAGUUCUAAACUGUUCUUCCUAGAGGUCCAGUAAGGAUCAUCUCUUAUUGAUCCAGUGUUACUACAGGAGGAAACCUAAACUAAACUAACUUUAUUUAUACUGGAUAGCUCUAUCAGUUCUAAACUGUUCUUCCUAGAGGUCCAGUAAAGAUCAUCUCUUAUUGAUCCAGUGUUACUACAGGAGGAAACCUAAACUAAACUAACUUUAUUUAUACUGGAUAGCUCUAUCAG
Messenger RNA from Paramuricea clavata, 5408 nucleotides. The record is from the annotation of a GenBank genome assembly. NCBI's taxonomy places the organism in Eukaryota, Metazoa, Cnidaria, Anthozoa, Malacalcyonacea, Plexauridae.